Molecule: messenger RNA, 1857 nt
Organism: Colletotrichum graminicola M1.001
Lineage: Eukaryota; Fungi; Ascomycota; Sordariomycetes; Glomerellales; Glomerellaceae
Product: Sas10 domain-containing protein
Exons: 1
Coding region: 1-1857 (618 amino acids)
Biological process (GO): maturation of SSU-rRNA from tricistronic rRNA transcript (SSU-rRNA, 5.8S rRNA, LSU-rRNA)
Cellular component (GO): nucleolus; small-subunit processome
Source: RefSeq, a predicted model, not a curated record
AUGGCCAAGAAGCGCAAAGCAUCCGCGCAGAAUGCGCACACCGGUCCUAAGGAGCUCGACCGUGCUGAUGCCCGUCUUGGUCCCAUCACCACCUAUGAAGAUGUCGCCGAUUCCGAGGAUGAGUACUUCCUGAACCGGGAUAAGAUCAUGUUUGACGAAGGCCCAAAGUCCAAGAGGAGAAAGAGAGCCGAGGAGGAGGAAAAGUUUCUGGAUAACUCAGAAGAGGAGAUCCUAGACCUCGACAACGGCGACGAUUCCGACGAAGAAGACACCAGAAAAGCGCCCCGCAAAUCCAAAAAGGCAAAGGCUGGAGCCGAUUCCGAGGAAGAGGGAGAGGGAGAAGCAGACGAGGCUGAUCCAAGCUGGUGGGGUUCUUCUAAGAAGGAGUAUUACGAUGCCGACCAGAUCGAGACCGAGGCCGAUGCCCUCGAGGAAGAGGCCGAGGCCAAGCGCCUGCAGCAGAAGAAGCUGGCCAAGAUGUCCGAGGAGGAUUUCCUGUUCGACGAAGGCGAAUGGCUGGCCACGAAGCCCGACGACGCGGAAGACCAGGAAGUUGUCACCGAGGUCCUCAAGGAUAUCGAAGUCACAGACGACAUGGGCCCCGAAGAACGAACCAAGAUCCUUCAAAGCAGAUACCCCGAGUUUGAGCAUCUUGUCAACGAGUUCCAGGCCCUGCAACCGCAACUGGCUGUCCUACAAAAGGAAGCCCACGGCAAAUCUAGUCAAUCGCUGGAGGCCGUCAAGUACUGGAUCCUCGGCUGCUACGUCGCUGCUCUCGCCAGCUACUUUGCAAUUCUCACAUCACCGGCGCGGGACGACGCAACAACUCGCAAGACUCUGGAUCCCGCGGAGCUGCGUGAUCACGACGUCAUGGAGACACUUCUGGAGUGCCGUGAGGCAUGGCAACAAGUCAAGAGCGCAACACCGGUUCAACCCGACGAUUCCAUGGACGUCUCUUCUGCCGGGGAGGAGCCCUCUGCCGUGGACGACGUCGAUGAGGCUGCUUUUGCUGCGGCAAAGGAGGAGCUCAAGAGGCAGAGAAAGCUGGACAAGGCCGCCAAGGCGAAGAAUAAGCAGGCCCAGAAGCAGGCCCAGGCCAUCGAGGAAUCGCUCGCAGAUCUCGACGAUCUGCUCAAGCAGUCUAAGAAGAGCAGCAAGAAGGAGAAAGUUGCUGUCAAGGCCGCCGAAGACGGAGACAACUCCGAUUUUGGCGAAGAGGAGGUUCUCGACGCCCGGACAGCCGCUGACAAGGCUGCCCGCAAGAAGAGUCUGCGCUUCUAUACCUCGCAGAUUGUCCAGAAGGCCAACAAGCGCGCCGAUGCAGGCCGCGACGCCGGCGGAGACUUGGAUAUCCCAUACCGUGAGCGUCUCAGGGACCGCCAGGCGCGCCUCAACCGCGAGGCCGAGCGACGUGGUCAGAAGUUCGGUGCCGACCUCGGCGACGACGAUGGCAGCGACGGCGAUGACUCCCGGACGGCGGCUGGCGUGCGCGAAGAUGGGGACGACGAAUACUACGACAUGGUCGCCGCAUCCUCCAAGAAGAAGAAGGCAGAGAAGGCGGCGCUGUACGACGCCCUUGCUGCGGCCAGCAAGGCCGACCGUGUCGUGGAGCAGGAGGUUGUCGGCGAGGACGGCAAACGCAAGAUCACGUACGCCAUCGAGAAGAACAAGGGCCUGACGCCAAAGCGUAAGAAGGAGGUGCGCAACCCGCGUGUCAAGAAGAGGAUGAAGUACGAGGAGAAGCAGAAGAAGUUGAGGAGCAUGAUGCCCACCUGGAAAGGAGGUGAGCCAAAGGGCGGAUAUGGUGGUGAGCUGUCUGGUAUUACGACGGGCAUUGUUAGAGCGAGGAAACUGUAG